This is a messenger RNA of Cylindrotheca closterium, 870 nucleotides long. The record is from the annotation of a GenBank genome assembly. Lineage: Eukaryota; Bacillariophyta; Bacillariophyceae; Bacillariales; Bacillariaceae.
AUGUUUCGCAAACCCUCCAAGAAGAAAAAGCCAUCGAAAAUCCGCAAGCGUGAGGAGGAAGAGGACGACGAAGAGGAUCUAAGCUUGCAAGACAAAAUCAGGAGCACUCAGAAGAAGCAUAAGAUCUUAAGUUCAUUACCACUGGUGACUGGAAAUCCAUCACGAAGCUCAAGCAAUAAGGCUUCAACAGAGGAUGUGACCGACUCCGAAAAUGCGACAGGGGAAAUGACCGUAAUGGAGAAGAAAAAUCAUGAGCUCAUGCAAAACUACAUUGAACAGAAAUUGAACAGUGACAAGCCGACGGGGAGUAGUAAUCCAAACUCUGACACGAACACGAAUGAGGACGACAUGAAAGAUGUAGCGGUUACUGAUGAGGAGACAUUAUAUCAACAAUUGGCAAAGGAAGUCUACUCAAAGAGGCAAUAUGAUAAAGAGCAAGUUCAAGAAGAACGAGGUGCUGUCUUGGUGGGGGGCACAGGUUUGGCCGAAGUCAUCUUACCCGCAUCACACUCCGGCAAAAAGAACAAAAGCAAUCAACAGUUUAAGAAUCGCGUCAACCGGAAAGAUGAUUCCUCCUCGGCUGUACCCGCAUUAUCUUCCAUGUCGAAUGCAAAACUUCAUGCAGCCCCACAAUUUCGAAGUUUCCAACAGCACCACAAGCGAGCACCUGCGGCGCCUCAAGAGGAAAAAGAUUCUGAAAUUGCUAAUGCGGGUAAUGAGAAAAUACCAGGGGAUGGUGAUCGCGUAGGAUUCGACGCAUAUCGAGGGAAACCAACCGAAAAGAAGCCAAUUGUCAAGAAGCAACGAGACGAUUCAGCAUUUUCUGAUUUUGUUAGGCAUCAACGAGAUAAGAUGAUGAACCGAAGAUGA